AUAAAUAGACAUAAUCACUUCUCCAAAGCCAAGAGACAAACAAAAGCCUAGAUCUAGCUAGAAACCUAACGCUGCUGACACCUCGUUGAACUGCCAUGUCCAUCCAUCACGUCGCCUCAACUGAGCCAAGAAGAGGAAGCAAGCUGAGAGGCUUCAAUCUUAAAACGCUAGAGCUGCUUCCCCUCGCCUCAAGGAGUCAAUGGUUAAAAAGCAAAACUGAUCAGACUUGCACCGCAAGUCACUAAACCAUGGACCGUCAUCAAAACCCCUACAUCCCUACUUGUUAGGCCAUUGGCCUUCACCUUAGUUACCGCGGUUAGCCUAGAUCCUUGCCAUGGACGAGUUACAAGGAGGUGAAUCAAGCCUCUUGCGUGUCACGCUACUCAAUCCUGAAAUCGUAGCUUCACUCCCAUCCUGAACCACCGUGAUAUUACUCUAAUCGGCCAUCAUUGCUGAUGGGACAACACCCUUCGCGUCUUCUCCAUAUGAAAAUUCCCCAUCUUAUAAUUCGUCUCUUAAGCGAAGGUUCAACAUCGCAAGACGCAAGCCAUACCUCAUAUCGUUCUUUCUUUGAUAAAUAUAUCGGAAAUUUCUCAAGCUUUACUCUAGUAUUCUUCAGCCAUGACCGCUAAGAAAGCUGUGUUGCAAUUGAGUGUCCACGAUGAGAGAAUCAGGAAGAAAGCGUUUGUGACCGUCUCUCGAUCUCAAGGGGUAACUUCGAUAACAAUGGAUGACAAAACAGGGAAAAUGACAGUAGUUGGAGAAGUUGAUACACCGGUUCUCGUGAUGAAGCUAAGGAAACUGUGUAAUGCAGAAAUCGUUUCGGUUGAAGUUGUUAAACCACCUGAGAAAAAGCCUGAACCGGCGAAACCGGCUCCAGCUAAACCUGAUACGGUUAAACCGGCAGAAAUUGUUGCCUUUCCAGUUACGCAUAUGAACUACCCGUACCAAUAUCAUUCUUCCUUUGCGAAUUCGCACUAUCAGCCAUACGGGAAUUCUAGAGUUGUGGUGGAGGAACCAAACACUUGUGUGCUUAUGUGAUUUAAUACAAUUACUUUUAAAAUAAUGUUAGUUGUUUAAUACUUAGUUUUGAUGGGAGAGUGUAUUUUUGGGGUACUGUAUAAUGUACAUUACUCCCGUGAGCUCAUUCGAGGGAAACAAAUCUUUUAUGUAUGAUAAAGUUGCUUUGUUCACUUUUUACUUCGAAAUAACUAGUCUUUUUCCUCGCA
Brassica napus (rape) is the source of this 1229-nucleotide messenger RNA. RefSeq names its product heavy metal-associated isoprenylated plant protein 13-like. NCBI's taxonomy places the organism in Eukaryota, Viridiplantae, Streptophyta, Magnoliopsida, Brassicales, Brassicaceae. Bases 622 to 1041 code for a protein of 139 amino acids. The transcript is spliced from 3 exons. Gene Ontology annotation, molecular function: metal ion binding. The record is from RefSeq and is a predicted model, not a curated record.